Molecule: messenger RNA, 1459 nt
Organism: Doryrhamphus excisus (bluestripe pipefish)
Lineage: Eukaryota; Metazoa; Chordata; Actinopteri; Syngnathiformes; Syngnathidae
Gene: tmed9
Product: transmembrane p24 trafficking protein 9
Source: RefSeq, a predicted model, not a curated record
GCGCGCUCCCAUGGCAGUAAGAUGGCGUCUGUCAGGAUGUGGUCUGCUCUGUUGUCGUUUUUACUUUUGAACGUUUUCUACGGCCUCGUCUCCGCCUUGUACUUUCAUAUCGGAGAGACGGAAAAGAAAUGUUUCAUAGAAGAAAUCCCAGAUGAGACGAUGAUCAUCGGAAACUAUCGGACUCAGCUGUACGACAAACAGAAAGAAGAAUAUCUGCCGGCCACACAGGGUCUGGGCAUGUUUGUGGAGGUCAAAGACCCGGAUGAGAAGGUCAUUCUGUCUCGGCAGUACGGCUCUGAAGGAAGGUUCACCUUCACUUCUCACACCCCUGGAGAACAUCAGAUAUGCCUUCACUCCAACUCCUCCAAGUUCUCCCUUUUUGCUGGAGGCAUGCUGAGGGUUCACCUGGACAUCCAGGUUGGGGAGCACGCCAACAACUACGCUGAGAUUGCCGCCAAAGACAAACUGACGGAGCUGCAGCUGAGAGUGAGACAGCUGGUGGAGCAGGUGGAUCAGAUCCAGAAGGAGCAGAACUACCAAAGGUAUCGCGAGGAGCGCUUCCGUCAAACCAGUGACAGCACUAACCAGCGUGUCCUCUGGUGGUCUAUCGUCCAGACCCUCAUCCUGGUGGCCAUCGGCAUCUGGCAGAUGAGACACCUCAAGGGCUUCUUUGAGGCCAAGAAGCUGGUGUAAAUCUUCUACUGUCUGUGUGUGUGUGUGCUUGUGUGUGUAUGUCCUACGAAGUGAUGCAGUAGAGCGCUGUGGCAGCCUGCACUUGACAUGCAGAGAAGUUACUCAAACCUUGUUGACCGACGUCGCUAUCAAGCGGUCAGGCUGACAAUAUUUAUUGACGCUGUCAUUUGGCCUCAAACAUUUCAUCCACUGAAGCGUGUGAGCCAAGACGUCGUCACCACGUGUUUCAUUAUUUUAUACACUUGAUGUUUAACCACUGUGACGACUAGCUGGACAAGUUGACGUGCACGCAGUCGUCUGAUUUGAUGACUUUGGACAACUUGUCUUUGUAACACUCAAGUCGUCUCAGGAGGUUAAAAAAAAAAAACACACAGCAACAUUGUUUUAGCCUGUGAUAAUCAUGAGAGUGCGCGUUGUCUCGUGGACUCAUUUUAAAUUGUUAAAACACACUGAAAUGACUUUAACAAUCUAUGCAGAGUUUGGGACAGGAGGUGUUCUUUAAUGUCAUCAGCGUGCAGGGUCGCCUUUCUGUUACUUUCGCUGUUUGUGUUGGUUUAGAUUUAGAAAAAACACAAAUUGAAUGACGGGGCUUGAAUAUAUUUUUUCCAAACUGUUUGUCCCGUUUGCUUGAGUUCACUGUGUUCUUUAUACUUCCAUUUGAGAAAACGUGUUUUUAACUAUGUUUAGCUUUCACUGAGUGACAAUUUGAGAAUAAAAUAACAGUAAAACAAUGGAAAAAUGUUCAAAUAAAAGUUAAAACAUUUCA